This is a messenger RNA of Gossypium arboreum, 1412 nucleotides long. RefSeq names its product IQ domain-containing protein IQM2-like. The transcript has 6 exons. NCBI's taxonomy places the organism in Eukaryota, Viridiplantae, Streptophyta, Magnoliopsida, Malvales, Malvaceae. The record is from RefSeq and is a predicted model, not a curated record. Bases 108 to 1412 code for a protein of 434 amino acids.
GUUCUCCGCUUUCAUAUGGUUUUCAUGAAAAUGGGUGUUCUUAGUUUCUCUCUGUUCUCUGAUUAAGGGCUAUCAUUUAUCUUUUUCACUGAGUUUGUUCUGAAUAUAUGUUUACAGAAAAAAUCACUGCUCAUUCUUGUCUGAUGGGAGUUGCUGUUUCUUCCCCACUUGCUAAACGCAGUGACGUGAAAAAUGGCAUACAAUCUGUCACUGUGAAAUCCAUUCAUUUUGAUGAAGAUGAAGCGAAAACACUUGUUAGAUCCAUCAGUUACAAUAGUUUAGACCCAGAGCCAUUGAUAUUAAUAUCAGUUGGUUCUAAAAAUAUGGUAUCAGAGGGAUCGGUUAGCUUCAAAGGGCUCGAUUUGGAGCAAUCGGUUUCGGCUAAGUCACCUCCAUUGGAUAAACCAGAGAAUGUACCCAUUAAAGCUGUCAUAGAGACCCCAAAGCAAUCACCAGUUUUUGAUCCAAGUAAUCCACAACAUGAGGCUGCAAUAAGGUUACAAAAAGUAUACAAGAGUUUUAGGACAAGGCGAAAGCUAGCGGAUUGCGCGGUUCUUGUCGAGCAAACAUGGUGGAAGCUUUUAGAUUUUGCAGAACUGAAGAGGAGUUCUAUAUCGUUCUUCGACAUAGGAAAACACGAAACGGCGAUUUCGCGUUGGUCACGAGCAAGAACCAGAGCUGCUAAAGUUGGUAAAGGUUUAUCGAAGAACGAAAAGGCUCAAAAGCUUGCAUUGCAACAUUGGCUUGAAGCAAUCGAUCCGAGGCAUCGAUAUGGACAUAAUUUACACUCUUAUUACAAUCAAUGGCUCCACUCUCAGAGUAAAGAACCCUUUUUUUACUGGCUGGAUAUUGGAGAAGGGAAAGAAGUAAAUAUCGAAAAAUGUCCGAGAUCAAAGCUUCAACUGCAAUGCAUCAAAUAUCUCAGUCCGAUAGAACGGAAGCCUUAUGAAGUUAUGGUGGUAAACGGGAAGUUCGUAUACAAGCAAACAGGGAAGCCUGUCCAUACUAACGAAGAAACCGGCGAUGCUAAGUGGAUUUUUGUCCUCAGUACCUCGAAGAUCUUGUAUGUUGGUGUGAAGAAAAAGGGUACAUUUCAACAUUCGAGUUUCUUGGCAGGUGGUGCCACUAUUGCGGCCGGAAGAUUAGUUGUUGACAAUGGCAUCCUUAAGGCAGUUUGGCCACACAGUGGACAUUACCGUCCAUUAGAAGAAAACUUUAACGACUUCAUUUCAUUUCUAAGGGAGAACAACGUAGAUCUUAACAAUGUCAAGAUGACUCCGGUGGAUGAGGAAGGAAACUUGGCUAACAAGCAAAGAAACAGUAACCAUUUUAGAUGUAACUCGUCUGAAGAUGACUUUAACUUCGAGGCUAACGAGAUCAAUGCCAAAGACUCGAUCGAUCAAAUACGGUAG